UCUAGCAGAGAGCCACUGCACCGUUGUUACCGGGUUCAUUCAUCCCGCCCCCCACCACCACCACAACAAUCCUCUAUCCCCACUCACACUUCUUAUUCUUCCUUUCAUUUUUUCUCUCUCAUAAAGGUGGCCUUUUUGUUAAGGAAAGCUGCUCCCCAUGUUGGGCCGGUCGCAGCCUCCCUUGUCCCAGCAGCAGCAGCAAGUGCAAAGGGCUCAGACACAGCAAGGAGUGCCUAAAGAAAGAAUAUCCAGCCAAAGACAUCCAUCCACCCAGCCGCGACUCGCUCCUCCGCCUGCCCAGGCUAAGAGCACCACCCCGGUGCCCACGACGAAGACCACCAGCGGCGGCACGCGUCCCGUCUUCGUGAACCUGCGGCGCAAGUGGCUGGUGACCGCGGCCGUGGGCGUGGUGAUGGUGCUGGUGCUGCUCAUCGCCAUCCCCGUGCUCGUCUACUCCAAGCACGCCGCCGUCACGCACGAGAUGCUGGGCACCUGCCGCAUGGUGUGCGACCCCUACCUGCACGGACGCGACAACGCCGACGGUUCGGCCGACUCCUCGGGCGCUGCCGCCGCCGCCGCCGCCUCCUCCUCGUCCUCGUCGUCCUUCACCCCGCCCACCACCAUGCAGCUGUCGCAGGGACACAAGGGGGAACUGGGACGCUUGGGGCGGCCGGGCCCCCGGGGUCCGCCCGGAGAGCCGGGUCCCCCGGGUGCCCGGGGACCCCAGGGCGAGAAGGGGGACGCCGGGAGGCCCGGCAUCCCGGGCCACGCGCUGGGGGGCGCCGGGUCGAGCCAGGGGGCGGGCGGCGCGGUCAGCGUGCCCACCUACUACUCGGCGCCCAAGAUCGCGUUCUACGCGGGGCUGCGCAACCCGCACGAGGGCUACGAGGUGCUGCACUUCGACGACGUCGUCACCAACCUGGGCAACCACUACGACCCGGGCAGCGGCAAGUUCACGUGCUCCAUCUCGGGGACGUACUUCUUCACCUACCACGUGCUCAUGCGGGGAGGCGACGGCACCAGCAUGUGGGCCGACCUUUGCAAGAACGGGCAGGUGCGUGCGAGCUCCAUCGCGCAGGACGCUGACCAGAACUACGACUACGCCAGCAACUCGGUGAUCCUGCACCUGGACGCGGGCGACGAGGUCUACGUGAAGCUGGACGGCGGCAAGGCGCACGGGGGCAACACCAACAAGUACUCCACCUUUUCAGGCUUCAUCAUCUACGCGGACUGAGCCGGCGGAGGGGGGCCGGGCAGGGAGAACUACAGCCCGAACACCCCCCAUGCCCCCCCACCCACCACCCCCCGCACCGCUCCUGUCCCAACGCAAACCUCGCCAUCGGAGCCGUCCAAAAACAAAGAAAAC
This is a messenger RNA of Lethenteron reissneri (Far Eastern brook lamprey), 1366 nucleotides long. RefSeq names its product C1q-related factor-like. The record is from RefSeq and is a predicted model, not a curated record. Gene Ontology annotation, molecular function: protein binding. NCBI's taxonomy places the organism in Eukaryota, Metazoa, Chordata, Hyperoartia, Petromyzontiformes, Petromyzontidae.